This is a messenger RNA of Aegilops tauschii subsp. strangulata, 399 nucleotides long. The record is from RefSeq and is a predicted model, not a curated record. NCBI's taxonomy places the organism in Eukaryota, Viridiplantae, Streptophyta, Magnoliopsida, Poales, Poaceae.
AUGGGUGGCGGUGGCCUUGGCGGCAUGGGAGGCAUGGGUGGCUUCGGAGCUACCAUGGGCGGCAUGGCUGCCAUGGGUGGCUUUGGAGCUACCAUGGAGACCAUGGGAGGCAUGGGUGGCUUCGGAGCACCUCCGGGAGGCAUGGCCGGCAUGGGAGGCAUGAGUUUUGCGUCUCUCAUGGGAGGCAUGGGUGCACCUCCGGGUGCCAUGGGCAGAAUGUCUUCCGGUGUGCCUCACACACCUUCGCAUGAAGAUGCCGUUGAACAUCUUGCCAACAUCUUCAGAGCUUCACGUGAUGAGGAUGCGGCGCGCGGCAAUGAAGAGGAGGAGGAAGAAUCGUCUUCGGAGGAGUCAGAUGAAUCGGAGGAAGAUGAGGAUGAAGACGAGGACGAGGCUUGA